This is a messenger RNA of Pocillopora damicornis (cauliflower coral), 867 nucleotides long. Its product is annotated as adhesion G protein-coupled receptor L4. NCBI's taxonomy places the organism in Eukaryota, Metazoa, Cnidaria, Anthozoa, Scleractinia, Pocilloporidae. The record is from RefSeq and is a predicted model, not a curated record. Gene Ontology annotation, molecular function: G protein-coupled receptor activity. Gene Ontology annotation, biological process: cell surface receptor signaling pathway; G protein-coupled receptor signaling pathway. Gene Ontology annotation, cellular component: plasma membrane.
AUGUCUCUGAUUUAUGUUUACGUUUAUAACGCAGAUGGACAUUGCUCCUACCCUAAUGAUACACUCGCACCCUCAGAGCUGACCCGCUCGAACUAUCAGCAAAGUGUUCAAGAAAUGCGUCAAAUCUGGCAUAGGAUGAAAUGUGGCAAUGAGACACCUACAUCUAUUGGCAAAGACUGUUGUAUCUCUUGGUGUGAGCAGUUGACUUCUUUUUUCAGUCAGGCGUCUUCUUGGAAAGAUCACUGUUUUAAAAUGUGGGGAUGCAGAAAAAAUGAAAAAACUCGCAUGAAGUUUUCUAUGAUAUUGACAAAUACAACCGACUCGUCGUAUUUGGGCAGAAUCCAAGUGAAACAGUGCUGGAAACUGGAGUUUCCUGCCAUCAAGCUAACACCAUCAAGCGAGUCCCCAGGAAGGAAACUUGUUGACACCAUUCUAAAAGAAGUGACCAGCUCUUUUGGAAAUAAAGUAACUCAAGAAAAAAUGGAACGCACUUUCCUCACUGUCACUGAUUUGGAGGAGUUCAUUGGGAAUUAUGCUCAAAAUCGCCUUAAUCAAACCGUACCUAAGAUUGAGAUCCGUGGUAAACAUGCAGAUAUUUUGGUCAGGAAGAUUUUCCACAAAAAUGAGACUGGAGUACAAUUUGAGGAUGAUAAAGGAAAAAACUAUGUCAGCCUCCCAGUUGCAGGCUUGGAUAAAGGAUCAGUUGUACUUUGUGUCAUUUACAAAGAUCUCCAUGAAGUAUUUCAAACAGGCCAGACUGACUCUGCUUCUGUUAAUAAAACCAGGAAAUGUGUAUUCUUCGACUUAACUACACUGUACAGCACCCUGGUAACUGUGAGGAAUUUUUCCCCUGAGAGUGGCGGUUGA